AUGUCAAGCCGUGCGAGUAGGUUGGAAGCCGAAAAAUUGGCCAUCAUCCAAAAAUCCAUGUCUAACCGGGGUCGGUCCAAGUCGCCCUCGGGAAGUAACUCGAGAUCUUCGUCUACACUGUUGGAUGACUUCAACAACAAAGAUAUAAAGUGGUCGAUUACAAACCAUGAUCCGCUGGAGAGAAUGGACCCCAAAUCCCAAACUGGGGCCGAUGACAGUAAUCCUAAUCAGGUAUGGGACAACGAGGUAAGUGAAGAGGAACACAUCAGUGACGACGAAGAUGGAGAAAAGCUUCAAUAUGAUGGAACAGGUAAUAUUCUACCUAACUAUGCAUGUCAUGACGACAAAAUGAAUGAAAUUUCUAGCAUAUUGGAGAACUCAAACUUGAACGACAGCACGACUAUUAAGAAACUCGAAGAGCUUACCGCAAACGAAAGGGCCGUUGCCAAUGCUAAAAAUAUCGGGUCGGAGGUAGAUAAGGAUAUUGUUGCCAAACUCACACAGAACAAACAUGCUCUUACAGGUAGCGACGAAUUGGAUCUAUUUAGAUCUGAUCAGGAUGCCGGAUCUAGACGGCAAAAGUUGGAAACGUAUCAAGCUUAUAGGAAGAAGAUUAUUGAUCAGGAAAAUGACUACUUACGAAGCCGGGAACAGUAUCAGGCGCUGAAAGGUACUCCGUCCCUGAAGCAAGAAGCUCUGCCGUCCGCAUCCGAAGAGGACUUUAUGAUACCUUAUACUUCUGCAGUGGAAGACAAGUUGGAUUCUGAAUUCGCAUCUCAGUUGAAUGAAACGAUAAAGGAAGGUGAGGUGGACUCAAAUAUCUCACAAUCUCGUGUUAUUCAGACUAUCACUAGAGGUAAUUUUUUCCAGCUUGUGAACCCUCAAGUUAAACCAAAAAUGUUCCUCCUCUGUAUUGACUUCAGUCCUGAGUCUAUCUUUGCACUUGAAUGGUGCUUGGGAACGGUCUUAGUGGAUGGGUCGGUUUUAUUUAUUGUUUGUGUUAUCGAAGACAAUGAUAGCAAUCAUAAUUUGAAGGGAAACACACAGAACGAGUCAGCUAGAGAAAAAGCAAGGCUUGAUAUGUUACAAAGAGCAAAGCAACAGGUAUUAAACUUGUUAAAAUUGACGAAGUUGCAAAUUCAUAUCGUGAUUGAAAUCAUACACCAUCCGAUUCCAAGGCAUUUGAUUCUAGAGUUUAUCGACAACUUGCAGCCCACUUUAGUUAUGGUUGGCUCCAAAGGUCUGAGUGCUAUUAAAGGUGUUUUGUUGGGCUCUCUUUCAAAUUACUUGGUAACAAAAUCCACUGUUCCGGUGAUGGUGGUGCGUGAAAAGUUGAAGAAGAUCAAUCGGUUCAAGAACGGCUCUUCGAUCUUCUCAAACAAUAUUAGACCUCUUACAUUAUCCGAGGCGAGAAUUGAUUAA
Molecule: messenger RNA, 1422 nt
Organism: Clavispora lusitaniae ATCC 42720
Lineage: Eukaryota; Fungi; Ascomycota; Pichiomycetes; Serinales; Metschnikowiaceae
Product: Imp2'p
Source: RefSeq, a predicted model, not a curated record